UUCCCCUUGGCGCGGUCUCUCAUUUCCGCUUCCGGUGCGGCCGCGCGCGAGCGCAGCGGUGGGAGGCGGCGAUCAGCCGGUUGAGGCCCCAGGCUUGGCCUCACCACAAUGUGGCACGAGGCUCGAAAGCAUGAGCGGAAGCUUCGAGGCAUGAUGGUGGACUACAAGAAGAGAGCAGAGCGGAGGCGGGAGUACUAUGAAAAAAUCAAGAAGGACCCAGCCCAGUUCCUGCAGGUACAUGGCCGAGCUUGCAAGGUGCACUUGGAUUCUGCAGUUGCCUUGGCUGCUGAGAGCCCUGUUAACAUGAUGCCCUGGCAGGGGGACACCAACAACAUGAUUGACCGCUUCGAUGUUCGUGCCCACUUGGACCACAUCCCUGACUACACACCCCCACUGCUCACCACCAUCUCCCCAGAACAAGAGUCAGACGAGCGGAAAUGUAACUACGAGCGCUACCGGGGCCUGGUGCAGAACGACUUUGCUGGCAUCUCCGAGGAACAGUGCCUGUACCAGAUCUACAUUGAUGAGUUGUACGGAGGCCUCCAGAGACCUAGUGAGGAUGAAAAGAAGAAGCUGGCAGAGAAGAAGGCUUCCAUUGGUUACACCUACGAGGACAGCACAGUGGCCGAGGUAGAGAAGGCAGUGGAGAAGCCGGAGGAGGAGGAGUCACCAGCUGAGGAGGAGAGCAACUCGGAUGAAGAUGAGGUCAUCCCCGACAUCGAUGUGGAGGUGGACGUGGAUGAACUGAACCAGGAGCAGGUGGCAGACCUCAAUAAACAGGCCACAACCUAUGGCAUGGCCGACGGUGAUUUUGUCAGGAUGCUUCGGAAAGACAAGGAGGAGGCAGAGGCCAUCAAACAUGCCAAGGCCCUUGAGGAGGAGAAGGCUAUGUACUCGGGCCGUCGCUCCCGGCGCCAGCGGAGAGAAUUUCGUGAGAAGCGGCUUAGGGGUCGCAAGAUCAGCCCGCCCAGCUAUGCCCGCCGAGAUAGCCCCACCUACGAUCCCUACAAGCGGUCGCCCUCAGAGUCCAGUUCUGAGUCCCGCUCCCGUUCCCGCUCCCCAACCCCAGGCCGUGAAGAGAAGAUCACGUUCAUCACCAGUUUUGGGGGCAGCGAUGAGGAGGCAGCCGCAGCCGCAGCUGCCGCAGCCGCAUCAGGGGCCACCACAGGGAAGCCCCCCGCACUCCCCCAGCCUGGCGGCCCUGCCCCGGGACGUAAUGCCAGUGCCCGCCGCCGCUCCUCCUCUUCCUCCUCCUCUUCUGCCUCGAGGACCUCCAGCUCCCGCUCCAGCUCCCGUUCCAGCUCCCGCUCCCACCGAGGUGGGGGCUACUACCGCUCCAGCCGCCAUGCCCGUUCCCGCUCCCGCUCCUGGUCCCGUUCCCGGUCCCGCUCCAGGCGUUAUUCCCGGUCCCGCAGCCGGCGACACUCAGGUGGAGGGUCCCGAGACGGACACCGCUACUCCCGUUCACCUGCCCGGCGUGGUGGUUAUGGGCCUCGGCGCAGAAGCAGGAGCCGCUCUCGCUCAGGGGACCGCUAUAGGCGGGGCGGACGGGCCCCCAGGCACCAUAGCAGUAGCCGCAGCCGCAGCAGCUGGUCUCUCAGCCCAUCCCGCAGUCGCAGUCUGACUCGCAGCCGGAGCCACAGCCCCAGCCGGAGCCACAGCCCUAGCCACAGCCAUAGCCACAGCCGAAGCCACAGCCGCAGUCAGAGUCACUCGCCAUCACCCCCAAGGGAGAAGCUGACCAGGCCGGUGGCGUCCCCUGCUGUGGGCGAGAAGCUGAAAAAGACCGAACCUGCCGCUGGUAAAGAGACAGGAGCUGCCAAACCCAAGCUGACGCCGCAGGAGAAGUUGAAACUAAGGAUGCAGAAGGCGCUGAACAGGCAGUUCAAGGCGGAUAAAAAGGCAGCUCAGGAGAAGAUGAUACAGCAGGAACAUGAGCGGCAGGAGCGAGAAGAUGAGCUUCGAGCCAUGGCGCGCAAGAUCCGGAUGAAGGAGCGGGAGCGCCGAGAAAAGGAGAGAGAGGAAUGGGAGCGCCAGUACAGCCGGCAAAGCCGCUCACCCUCACCUCGCUACAGUCGAGAAUACAGCUCUUCUCGAAGGCGCUCAAGGUCCCGAUCCAGAAGCCCCCAUUACCGACAUUAGGCAAAAGAGAAGGGAACAAUGGGGUGAGGAGUGGGACUGACGCUGUGAUGCUGCUGGUUUUAUCUUCAGUGAAAUAAAAUCAAACGUUAUUUAAUUCCCUUCA
Nycticebus coucang (slow loris) is the source of this 2245-nucleotide messenger RNA. RefSeq names its product CLK4 associating serine/arginine rich protein (gene CLASRP). The coding region runs from base 109 to 2142 and encodes 677 amino acids. The transcript has 21 exons. Lineage: Eukaryota; Metazoa; Chordata; Mammalia; Primates; Lorisidae. The record is from RefSeq and is a predicted model, not a curated record.